CAUUUAUAAGUCAUUUUUUGACUAAUCAAGAUGUUUUACUACCCAAAUGUCCUCCAACGCCAUUCUGGCUGUUUCUCCACAAUUUGGCUGGCAGCUACAAAAGGCGUCAAAGUGACUCGUAGGGAGCUCCUCAGAGUAAAUGUGAAGAAAACAUGUGUGGACAUCUUGAACUACAUCACAGCUCAGGUCCCUCCUCCGCAGCAGAACCUCCCAAAGCCACGAUUCUCCCUGUAUCUGUCGUCUCAGCUGCAGUACGGCGUCGUAGUGGUUUAUCACCGGCAGUGCGGCUUUCUGCUGGAUGAGAUCCAGCAGAUUAUCGACCGCCUUCUCCGCUCCAAAAAAAGUGUCCCUAUUGACAUACCGGCGUCCGACAGGUUAGCGCUGGAUCUCCCUGAUAACCUCUGUAUGAUGGAGCAGGCCGAGGGAGCGCUGGACCCUUUCUUUGGGUUAAUGGAGUCUCAUCAACUUCCAAGUCCAUACAAGGUCAACCAGCCAGGUUUGAUGAUUGAGGACCUCAGCGCUGAACUCUCCCUGGAGCCAAGUUCCCACAUCACAUCUGAGGCAGAAGGGUUCAGGUCCCCUCCGACCUCCAUCACGCUGAGGGAGAAGGAGCAGUUUGUCCUGGGCAGUGCUGAGCAUUUUGAAGGAGCAGAUCUUCCUGAAGCCACAAACCGAGAGUUGGACUUGUUGAUGGACGAGCGAGACCAGUUUAGACACGAUUUGGAGGAGCAGUUGGGAGACGGCAAAGACAGGAGCAGAGACCUCAUGUCGUCCAUUGACCAGUUGAGGGAGUCCGUGGUGGGGCCACAUCGGGACAGUGUUUGGCUGCAGGACGAGGACAUGGGUCAGACAGAGGAGCAGCCAAAGGCCCCUCUGCCCCAAGAGAUGACCCCCGUCCACGUGAAGAUGCCCAGCUCCCCCACCACCGGGGCAGAAGAGCUCAUCGCUCGUCCUGUUCAGAAACCGGGCGGACCUCGCAAACGUCAGCUCGUUUUUGCCGAUCCUGAAGUCCAGAUUUCGAACAAAGAAAUGAAAGAGCGGAUAGAGAAUCCUCAGGCAGAGACCCUGAAUCUGUCUGACGUCUUGGUGAACUUGGCCUUUGUGACCAAGUACUCCACUCCUGCAAAACUCUUCAGCGCCCCCUGUGGAAACCUGAUCCACUUUGACCUCAAGGCUCUUUGGAAAACCAGCGCCGUGCUCACGUCCAUCACUGAACCCGAGGAGGAAGAGGAGCAGGAGAGAGAGAUCAUGAUGACGGAAGGGAAGAAGAGGCACUCAGCCAUGAAGGAGAUGUCCAGUGACUCGGGACUUCAGCCUGUGGACAGAUCAUCAGCAUCAGACCUGGUGCUGGACGGGUCUAAAGAGGACGUCUUCACCCCUGUGAGCCGAUGGUCGCCUCAGGAGGAGCUGCAGCUCGUGAUGGAGCCCAUCGCAGAAGAAAACAUCGAGAUGCCUGAGGAGCAGAGGGAGGAUUGGAUCUGUUCCCAUCUGCAGAGAUCUGGACAAGUCACCUUUGACUCACUGCUGCCCCCAAAGGCCGACCGCAGCACUGCAGCUCACACACUCUGCAGGCUCCUGGAGCUGCUCUCUGCUGGACGAGUGAAGGCACAACAGGCCGAGCCGUACGACCAGAUCCUCGUCUGCUCAUCAUGA
Periophthalmus magnuspinnatus is the source of this 1653-nucleotide messenger RNA. It is a transcript of the gene rec8b, whose product is annotated as REC8 meiotic recombination protein b. The transcript is spliced from 18 exons. NCBI's taxonomy places the organism in Eukaryota, Metazoa, Chordata, Actinopteri, Gobiiformes, Gobiidae. The record is from RefSeq and is a predicted model, not a curated record. The coding region runs from base 31 to 1653 and encodes 540 amino acids. Gene Ontology annotation, biological process: synaptonemal complex assembly; replication-born double-strand break repair via sister chromatid exchange; mitotic sister chromatid cohesion. Gene Ontology annotation, cellular component: synaptonemal complex; cohesin complex. Gene Ontology annotation, molecular function: protein binding; chromatin binding.